UCGGCGGUCGCUCGGCUCCGUCCUCUGGAAGCUCCUCCUUGCACGUCCUGGACCACAGUCGCCCAUGUGGAUCUGUGGUCCUUCACGCGAGAACGUUUGGUGUGGAUUACCAGCUGUCGACCGGUCAGCCGGUUUCGGGCGAUCCACGGACUUGGUCGCACAACUAAAAAAAGCAGCUUUGAAAACGUCUAUAUUUUUCUCGAAAGGUCUUUUUACCUGCCAUCAGAUGUGCGACACGAACUCGACGCGUUUCUGAGAGCGUCUCUUAGUUUAUACCCAUGA
This is a messenger RNA of Haemonchus placei, 282 nucleotides long. Lineage: Eukaryota; Metazoa; Nematoda; Chromadorea; Rhabditida; Trichostrongylidae. The record is from the annotation of a GenBank genome assembly.